Molecule: messenger RNA, 1581 nt
Organism: Clonostachys rhizophaga
Lineage: Eukaryota; Fungi; Ascomycota; Sordariomycetes; Hypocreales; Bionectriaceae
Source: the annotation of a GenBank genome assembly
AUGGCACAACCGCCGCCUCCCUAUACUUUGCCUCCCAAGCCCUUCCCUCUGGCCGUUGAGUCGAGCAAUGGUGGUAACCGGCCGAAUUAUGUCAUUUUUAUGCCUGACCAGUUGAGAUUCGAUUCUCUUUCAUGUACAACAGAUGGCAAAUCCGGUGUCAGGACUCCCAACAUCGACGCUUUCCGCUCCAGAGCCACCCUUUUCACAAAUUGCUUCACCCAGGCUUCUGUCUGCUCUCAGUCACGAUGCAGUAUGUUCACUGGGGCCUAUCCACACGUGAGCGGACAUCGCAGUCUGGAAAACUUAAUUAAGCCUUGGGAGCCCAACAUUUUCCGAAGCCUCAAGGAGUCAGGGUAUCAUGUGGCCUGUCUCUCGCCCCGUGGUGACACGUUUGCGCCGACAGUCACGGAGCUGAGCGUGACAGAGUACGGCUUCCUUGAGACGCCCGAGUUCGUGCCCAAGUUUGGCAAGGGCACUGUCACGCCGCCUGACAAGGAUGAUAUCUGGGGUCGCCUCUUCUACAAGGGCCUUCGCAACCCACACCAAGCGAUGGACUAUGAUGACGCCGUGGUGCGUUCGGCUCUGAAAUGGCUGGAGUGCCCGCCGGACGAUAAGCCCUGGGUAUUGUUCAUGCCGCUCAUCUUUCCGCAUUGUCCUUUCCAAGUGGAGGAGCCUUAUUUUUCCAUGUAUGAUAGAUCUGCUAUGGCGGAUAUUGUCGCCAAGCCUGGUGCUAAAACGGGUUAUGAGCCCAAGUACAUGGAGACCAUCAGGAAGAGCUACGGCACCGACCGUGCUACGGAUGAAAUCUGGCGUGAGAUCAAAGCCACCUACUACGGUAUGAUCUCUCGCUUGGACGACCAGUUUGGAAAGAUCAUUUCCCGGGUGGAUGAGCUUGGGUUGUGGAAAAACACAGUGACAAUGUUUUUCACAGACCACGGGGAGUACCUGGGUGACCAUGGCCUGAUUGAGAAAUGGCCUUCUGGUCUCUCCUCAACACUUGUCCACGAGCCUUUGAUUAUUGGCGGUGCAGGUCUGCCCGAGAACAAGACAGUUGGUGCGAUGACGGAGAUGGUUGACUUGGUCCCGACCUUGCUGGAAUUCUCUGGUAUAGGAGAGCACUUCCCGCAUAAUGGAAAGUCAUGGGUGCCUCUACUAGUGGGCAACGAGACCACACACAAGAAGUACGCCUUCUCUGAGGGCGGGUUCUUGCUUUCUGAAGAGCCUCUCUUGGAGCAGUCGCCGUAUCCGUACGAUAUCAAAGCUGGACUGCAGCACGAGGACACCUCACUCGUUGGAAAGGCAAUUUCAAUCAGGGAUGAGACGUGGACGUACAUAUACAGGCUGUACGAGCCGGGAGAAUUAUACCAUAGACACAACGAUCCGCAUGAGAUGCACAACCUGGCGGCGGAGCCAGAGCAUCGAAACCUUGUGUGGGAGUUUGAGCGGGAGGUUCUGCGAUGGCUGGUUGAACAGACUGACUUCUUGCCUUGGCAAAAGGAUGUUCGGUUCCCGGAAGUUGAUCUUCCAAGCCCAAGAGAGCAGAUGGAGAGUCGCCUGGCCAGAGCUAAAGCAUUUUCGUAA